Molecule: messenger RNA, 6789 nt
Organism: Ruditapes philippinarum (Manila clam)
Lineage: Eukaryota; Metazoa; Mollusca; Bivalvia; Venerida; Veneridae
Product: hydroxymethylglutaryl-CoA synthase 1-like
Exons: 9
Coding region: 125-1573 (482 amino acids)
Biological process (GO): acetyl-CoA metabolic process
Molecular function (GO): hydroxymethylglutaryl-CoA synthase activity
Source: RefSeq, a predicted model, not a curated record
GACGAAACCAAAUCAUGCUGUUGUCAUAUAAAAUUAUCAUAUUAAGAUAUUGUGAAACGUGAACAUUUAAAAAUCGGAAAAAAAGAUAUACUUUGACCUGGCAAUAUCCAAGGAUUAACAAAUUAUGUCAAGCCAGAGAGAUGGGUGGCCAGAAAAUGUUGGAAUUGUUGCUAUAGAGGUUUAUUUCCCCGCCCAGUAUGUGGAUCAGAAAGAAUUGGAAACAUUUGAUGGUGCUUCAACAGGAAAGUAUACCAUUGGGCUUGGACAGGAAAAAAUGGGGUUCUGCUCUGACAAUGAAGAUGUAAAUUCCUUAUGUUUGACUGUUGUACAACGUUUAAUGGAAAGAAAUGGGGUCUCGUAUUCAGAUAUAGGUAGACUGGAAGUAGGUACUGAGACAAUAUUAGAUAAAUCAAAGAGUGUUAAAACAGUACUAAUGCAGUUGUUUGAAAGUUGUGGCAAUACAAAUAUAGAAGGAAUAGAUACAACUAAUGCAUGUUAUGGUGGUACAUCGGCUCUCUUUAAUGCUGUGAACUGGAUCGAGUCUAGCUACUGGGAUGGCCGGAAAGCACUGGUUGUGGCCGGGGAUAUAGCUGUGUAUGCUUCAGGCAAUGCUAGAUGUACAGGUGGUGCAGGGGCUAUAGCCAUGCUUAUAGGAGACGAUGCUCCUUUAGUUUUUGAAAGAGGUUGCCGUGCAACGCAUAUGCAGCAUGUGUACGACUUUUACAAGCCUAACAUGGAUUCGGAGUAUCCAGUGGUAGAUGGGAAGUUGUCUAUACAGUGUUAUUUACAUGCAUUAGAUAAAUGUUAUGAUAUUAUCUCUCACAAAUUAGAGUCAGCUGAAAUUAAAACUGGUUCAAGUCUGUUAGAUUGUGCUGAUGCCUUUGUCUUUCAUUCACCGUUUUGUAAACUUGUCCAAAAGUCUGUAGCUAGAAUUAUGUUCAAUGAUUUUCUUCAAGACCCUCAUCCAGAACAAAGACAAAUCUUUACUGGUUUAGAUGCAUUUAGAGAAUUUAAAUUAGAAGACACAUAUUUCAACAAACAGGUAGAAACUGCCUUUAUGACUGCUAGUAGAACAGAAUUUAUCAAAAAGACAGAGCCAUCACUAUUACUUGCCAAGCAGAUAGGAAAUAUGUACACUCCUUCAGUAUAUGGAGGUCUUGUUUCUUUCUUAAUCAGUCGACCAGUGGAAGAUCUAGCAGAUUGUAGAAUUAUUUUAUUUUCAUAUGGGUCUGGUUUAGCUUCAUCUAUGUAUUCACUGCGGGUCACUAAAGACUUUUCACCUCAGUCAGAUCUUCACAAAUUGGUUAAUAAUCUUAGUGAUGUCAAAAUGAGGCUGGACAGAAGAAAAAAAGUUGCACCAGAAAUAUUUGAUAAUUUGAUGAAACUAAGGGAGACAACUCAUCAUAAAGCACCGUACAAGCCAGAAAGUAGUAUAGCCCAUUUAUUCCCAGGAACAUACUAUCUUUUUGAUGUAGAUGACAAACAUCGUAGAAAAUAUAAAAGAAAACCAUUGACAGAACCAGUAGAUGUAGCUGACCAACUUUCACAGAAUUUACAUUUGGGCAGUUCCUGAUAUUGUGGCAACAUUAACGAAGACACAACCUUUUAUUUGUGAUAAAAAAGACAAAAGUGGAUUUUUCUAUUGAUUUCUUGACUGUAUUUUGGUUGACUGAUUUUUGUGACAACAUGAGUUAACCCUGAACCUACUAGAUUUGUAUAAUGAAUUUGCCCAGCUUUGAAUUUGGAACAGCCAAUUCAAAGUUUUAGGGAUUUUUAUUUCAAAUAGAAAAAUUAAGUGGUAUAGAGCUGUAGAGUUGGGUCAGACUGCUGAUCUUGGUUCCAGCAGAUUAAGGCUAAUAAUGAUGAACUGUCAAGAGUGUUUUCAUUAUAUGAAGAAUCAGUGAGUUGUUCUUAUCUUUUUUUUGCUGCCCAAAGGCAUACAAAGCUAUAUCAUUUGAAUAUACUCUUAUUAGUCUUUACUUUGAAACAGUUGUUAUAUAGUGUUAGGAAGCUGGGAAUGUCAAAAAUAUAAAUAUUAGGUAACAAUAUAGUGUAUGAACUAUGAGUUCAUUAACAGUGUCAUUAAUAUGUGAUUGAUGUUCAUAGUUUACAUUCCAAAAAAAAUGAAAAAGAAAGUGUUUUAUACAACAUAAGAAAUAUAAACAAUUGCUGGUGCUAAACUCUGGAUCUUAUAAUAAAAGCUUUCUAAAUGAGCUUUUUACAAUAGAAAUUGAGAGGACAUUAAUAAAAAAGAUUUGUAUGAGAAAGUAAAUAGUGAUGUUGGAAAAGUGAAGAUGAAAAAUCUAAAUUUGAAUCAAGCAAAAUGUUGCAAAUAAAAGGACAAGAGGCUGCUCUCUUGCAACAGAAAAUAAGGAUUAAAAGAAAUAUCAUGAUAAAAAGGUAUAAGUAAUAUUGGUUAUUUUGCUAUGUAGCAUAAGAAUGUAUUAGCAUGGUACGAAAUGGUUAAUGAAGUAUUGCUGGGUACAAAUCAUAUCAUCAUGAUGAUACAAUCCUGAUAAAAUACAAUAAAUCAUUAUCUUAAACAGGACAAUAAAAAUAUUACCAUGUUAAAGAAAUAGCUUUAAAUGUAAAAUUGUUAUACCUCUUUAAUCUUUACCAUACUAAAUAUUUUAAAUUUGCCUGUUCAUCUUUCAAUUUAGAUACAAACAUUCAUUAUUUUUAGGGUAAUAUUGAUAAUAAAUAAAUAAGUAGUGACUGAAUGCCAAACAGUGCAGACCAUGAUCAGAUGGCACAGAUAUGCCAGCUUAUUUUGGUCUGCACUGGUCACAUGUGUACAUUCAGUUGCACAUGUCGGUUUAAGGGUUAAAAGAGGAAGUGCAUUUAUAUUUGUUUGUCUUAUUAUUGUAGCUUAGAUUUCAACUACUGCUAUGUUGUAGCUUUAUUGACUAUCAGGUACUUUCUGUGUUCAAUUGUUAAUGAUAUUUUACAAACUGAAAUUCUUACCAAGUUUGUUUUACAAAAAUAAUACCUAUAUUCCAAUGUAAUACCAAGUCUCCAGUGGCAUUUUGUUGAACAGUUUAUUAGGGUAAUAGAUUAGUGUUUUUAUGAAUAUACAAUGCAAUAAUUGAAGGGCAUUGUUGUAUGUAUGUUUAUAAUAGUUUAUCUAUCACUGCCAUUGUAAACCAUAUGGAUCUUGACAUAUGAAGAAGCUAUCGGGUUCUAAUGAUUAAUAGACACAUAAGUUGUUGCAUUGAUUCUAUUUCUUUCAAUGUCAAGGAUUGAAUACUGCUUUAACCUGUGCUGGUUGGCAUGAAAUUAUAACAGGUAUAUUAUUUCUGCUAAAUGACUGAAUUUUUUUACAACAAAGUUGAAAAGAUAUCAGAUUUGUGCCAUAAAUGUUAACAUUUCUAUAUUCAUUUUGUAUUUCUAUAUUAGUUAUUAAUAUUUAUCUUUGUUGAAUAAUGGUUGUUAAACAUUGGAUGAAAUAUUUUAACAUGAUGAAUAACAAGUAAAUACUGUAAGAAACAUUUAUAUAUACUAUGUUUUGUAUGUAGCAUAACCAGGACAUUGCUAAAUUUAUGUAUUUAACUUGCUUUGUUUUGAAUUUGGAAUAGUCUGUUUUUUUACAGUCUGUGAUUUUACAUGACAAAAGCUAAAAUAGAUAUACCAGUUAGUAGUGUCAGACUGCACAAUAAAAUGGACAUAGGCAAGCAUUUGCUGUUACAAUUCAAAUAGUUUAUUUAUUACAUUUUUCAUCCUAUUUAACACUUUUGCCUAUGGCAUUUGCAAAGUUAAUUUCAAUAUAUUGACCAGAUUACAUCUUUAAUUAUUAAUUAUAUAAUGCACAGAAAAUAACUUGUUAAAUGCGUAGCUGUAGGACAGGGUGUUAUGUAAAAGUAUAUGAAAAUCAAACCGUGUGAUGAUUUUUGUAGAAUUUCUGUAUUGAAAUAUACAGUGUAGUUUUAUUUUUAGUCCCCUACCGGUUUACCGGAGGGGACUUUAGGUUUACCCUCCGUCCGUCUGUCCGUCUGUCCGUCCGUCUGUCCAUCUGUCCGUCCGUCUGUCUGUCCGUCCGUCAGUCCGUCCGUCCACAAAACUGGAUCCCGCGAUAACUUGAAAAGUACUGAAAAUAUUUUUAUGAAACUUGGUAUAUGGAUAGAUGGCAGUAUGGAGAUUAUGCACGUCUUUUUAUUUUCUUCCUAUGUUGAAAAUUCUGGUUGCUAUGGCAACAAAUAGGCUGAAAAUAUGGCAAAUUUUACACAUAAACUGGAUCCAGUGAUAACGCAAAAAGUACUGGAAAUGUUUUUUAUGAAACUUGACAUAUGGGUAGAUGGCAGUCUUGAGAUUAUGCCACGUCUUUUUCUUUUCUUCCUAUGUUGAAAAUUCUGGUUGCUAUGGCAACAAAUAGGCUGAAAAUGUGGCAAAUUUUACACAUAAACUGGAUCCAGUGAUAACGCAAAAAGUACUGGAAAUAUUUUUAUGAAACUUGACAUAUGGGUAGAUGACAGUCUUGAGAUUAUGUACGUCUUUUUCUUUUCUUCCUAUGUUGAAAAUUCUGGUUGCUAUGGCAACAAAUAGGCUGAAAAUAUGGCAAAUUUUACACAUAAACUGGAUCCAGUGAUAACGCAAAAAGUAAUGGAAAUAUUUUUAUGAAACUUGACAUAUGGGUAGAUAGCAGUCUUGAGAUUAUGCAUGUCUUAUCUGUUCUUCCUAUUUUGAAAAAAUAUCUGUUGCCUUGGCAACAAAUAGGCUUCAAACAUGGCAAAUAUAACAAUAUUUGUGAUUAGUCAAAAAGAGCUGAAAUUUUUUAUGAAAUUGCAUCUUUAAUUCAAGAGUUAUCUCCUCUUUAAGAAUUUUGCUUUUAAAAUGUUAUAUUUUGGUAACAGGGAUGUUUCAAAUAUUAACUUUAGAGUGUCCUUCAGUCCGUCUGUCUGUCUGUUCAUAAAAACUGUUUCCUGUGAUCACUUUUAAAGAACUUUUCCAACAAAUUUACUUAAAAUAGAGAAAAAUUGAAACAUUAGUGAAUGGCCAGUGGCCCUUCAGAAUGUUGAUUGGUUUCUAACCGGUAGGGGACUUAUGGAUUGCUUGCAAUACUAUGAUAAUUGCUUGUUUGCUAUGAAUAUGUAAUAGGUUCUACUGGUAUUUUUAUUACAAAAUAGAUGUUUCAAUUACUGAGAUUAAUAUACAUUGUAUAUCUGUCAAGAAUUGUCUAUGUGUAGAUUACAUUUUAGAAGUUGUCAUGACAUUUCCAUACUGUGGCUAUGAUUUAAUGGUAGGUAUUUUAGCCCACCUUUUUGCUAAACUGUACACGUUUGUGAUAGCGUUAUAUCAUCCGUUAUUAUCUAUUAAACAGCUUAUCCUGCAAAACCCCCAGAUAAAUCUUGUCCAAACUUAAGACAAAUGAUCUUUAAAAUGGUGUCUUUAGACAGUUAAAUGCAAGUAGGUCAGAGAACUAAGAUACAGAUUUUAUAACAUAAAACCUUUCAAUUUUUUUCCAGUUAGAAACAGAGCCUAUGUGUAGCAUUAACUUGUAUAAUGACUAGCUCACUUUAAAACAAUUUCCUGUACUUGAUUCAUAGAUAUUUAUAUGAAGUUGCAACUUCUUGUACAAGACCAUUUAUUUAGAUUAUGAAUGCACUUGCCAUGCUUCAAAGUCUUGUUGUGUCAUUUGUCAGUUAAAGGCUUUUAAAUAUUGAUGAGUCAACUGUAUACUGUUUGAUCAAUUUUCACAUACAUACAGGAUAACUUGUAACUGACUUAGAAACACAAGCUAAUAUUGACACAGAAAUAUAGGCUAGCCUGGCCAUACACAAGUGUCACAGCUUGGACAUUGUUGUUGCUAAUAUUGAAAGGGUUAAUCUUAAACAUUUGUUGUGUAAUGACUUUUGCAUUUUCACUAGUUAAGCUUUUAUUCACUCAGUAUUUUUAUUUAUUUUGUUGAAAUAUGUUGACUGUUAUAUAUGUAUGUCAUUUUGGAAAUGGGGCAUUUCAGAGUAAUGUUUGUAGAGACAUUCUCAAAUAAUGUGUUCAUGACUACUUUAUCAUAUAGGGAAGUUUGUAGAAAGAUAAAGCCAUAUGUUUACAUUAUUACUAUAUUUCAAUCAGUACUUAAAAUUUUUUUUAGACUUUUAGAUGAAUGCAAAUAACUUUUUACUAUCUUAAUGAAUUAUGUUAGAGAAUGUAGGCAUUGCAUUUUACAAAGCCAUUCUUAGCCUAUACUUUUGUAUAAGUUAUAUACAUGUAUAUAUGCAUGUGUAAUUUUAUAAAAAAAUAACACAAUUUUAGUCAAUAAAUUGUGUGUUCUGAUGGAAAUAGUAUUAAGAUUUAUUGAAACCAAAAGUAAAACCUCCUUAAUGUAAGUUAAUGAUUAGCAUACUUUUGUUAAAUUUUUAAAAUUGUAUGCUUAGUUGUUCAGAUUGGCGUAUAUAAAGUGACCCUGAGCUUGUGACACAUAUAUGUUGCUUUUCACUUCAUAGUAAAAUAUAGGACCAUUAAAUGUGUUAUUCAGGGAUAAAGUAAUGAGUGUCAAGGAUUUUGUUAUCAAGAUGUUAUAUUGUCAGAGGGUAGAUUAGAUAGAGUAAUCAGUACAUUACUACGAUAUAUUGUCCUUGUAGCAUCUCACCUACUAAGAUUACCCUUUACUUCAGUGAGUUAACAUCAUAUAUAUCAUAUGCACUUUGAAAUAUUAUGAAAUAUUUGCCCUUAGACACAAUAUAUAAUGGAAGAACUUUUUUUAUAUGUGUUUUUCAGUAUCAUUCUUUAUGUUAAGUGUUUGAUUCUUACAUAUACAAUUUACAUAUAUUGCUUAAAUAAAUUUUAUGAAUCUAA